UGUAAAUAAAUGCUUACAAAACCUGACAAAACCGAAGUACAUAGAAUUAGUAUGGACAGAGUAUUAGUGAUUUAUAAUGAAUAAAUGAAUUGUCUUCUUUUUUCUUAUCAACCAAGAACCAGUUGAUAGCAAACACUUGAAGUAGAAUCACAUGCUAACCUAUUACUUCGUUGAGGAAUUAAGAAUCGUUUAUUAAUUUAAAAACAUAACAAUGACAUUCGAAUACACAGAAAAUCAGCGUUUAAACAAUCUAAGGGCAGGUUUAAUUGAUUUUGUUGCUGGAUCACUUGGUGGAACAGCACUUGUGUAUGUUGGACAACCAUUAGAUACUGUUAAGGUAAAAAUGCAAACAUUUCCUUCCAUGUACAAGGGAAUGGUAAAUUGUUUUAUGCAAACAUUUAAAAUGGAUGGAGUAACACGUGGUUUGUAUGCAGGAACUGUCCCUGCCUUGGUUGCUAAUGUUGCUGAAAAUUCAGUACUCUUUGCAGCAUACGGAGGAUGUCAAAAAGUUAUAUCUAACUUGUUAGGUGUCAAAAAGGUUGAGGAUUUAACUUCCCUUCAGAAUGCUUGGGCUGGAUUUUUUGCUGCCUUUUUUUCUUCAUUAACAUUGUGCCCAACGGAGCUUAUAAAAUGCAAAUUACAAGCAAUGAGAGAAGUUCAAAGUGAGAUGGCAAUGCCAUUGACUGCAGUUAGGAAACAAAUUGGGCCAUGGACACUGACAAAACAAAUUAUUAAAGAACAAGGAAUAAGAGGCAUGUUUAGUGGUUUGUCAUCGACCAUAGCACGGGAAAUGCCUGGAUAUUUCUUUUUUUUUGGAGGUUAUGAAAUCACGAGAGAACUUUUGGCGAAACCAAAUCAAAGUAGAAACGAUAUUGGAUGGCAAAAAACAAUGAUAGCUGGUGCUGUGGGUGGUACUGUUUUAUGGCUCGUAAUAUUUCCAGCGGACGUAAUUAAAAGUAGAAUACAGGUAAAAAAUAUAAAAGCACCAGCACUAGUAGUUAUGAAAGACAUCAUCAGGAAUGAAGGUGUUGGUUCUUUGUACAAUGGUUUAAAACCAACAUUAAUCAGAACAAUACCAGCAACAGCAACAUUAUUUGUGACUUAUGAAUACUCUAAGAAAUUUAUGCAUACUUAUUUUGAUACAUAUUGAUAAAGGAAAUCAUA
Molecule: messenger RNA, 1164 nt
Organism: Hylaeus anthracinus
Lineage: Eukaryota; Metazoa; Arthropoda; Insecta; Hymenoptera; Colletidae
Product: mitochondrial ornithine transporter 1
Exons: 5
Coding region: 212-1150 (312 amino acids)
Biological process (GO): mitochondrial L-ornithine transmembrane transport
Molecular function (GO): L-ornithine transmembrane transporter activity
Source: RefSeq, a predicted model, not a curated record